AUGGGCUCCGCGCACUCCGUGCCCGCCGAGAUGCGGGAGCUGGCGGACAGGACGGGCUUCACUUCAGAACAGAUCGAGCACCUGCACCGGCGCUUCAAGCAGCUGAGCCAGGACCAGCUGACAAUCCGAAAGGAGAACUUCGACAGCAUUCCUGACCUGGAAUUCAAUCCAAUCCGGGGAAAAAUUGUCCACGCCUUUUUUGACAAGCGGAAUCUGAGGCAGGAGUCGGAUGGGCUGGCAGAUGAGAUCAACUUCGAGGACUUCCUGACCAUCAUGUCCUACUUCAGACCCAUCGAGAUGAACAUGGAUGAGGAGCAGCUCGACCGCUUCCGGAAGGAGAAACUGAAAUUCCUGUUCCACAUGUACGACUCGGACCACGACGGGAAGAUCACGCUGCAGGAAUACAGAAAUGUGGUGGAGGAGCUGCUGUCAGGGAACCCCCAUCUGGAGAAGGAGUCGGCUCGCUCCAUCGCUGACGGGGCCAUGAUGGAGGCAGCCAGCAUCUGUGUGGGACAAAUGGGCCCGGACCAGGUGUACGAGGGCAUCACCUUCGAGGAUUUCCUUAAGAUGUGGCAGGGCAUCGACAUUGAGACCAAGAUGCACGUCCGCUUCCUCAACGUGGACACCAUCGCUCACUGCUACUGAGGAGGGGCAGCAGG
Molecule: messenger RNA, 659 nt
Organism: Cinclus cinclus
Lineage: Eukaryota; Metazoa; Chordata; Aves; Passeriformes; Cinclidae
Gene: TESC
Product: tescalcin
Exons: 8
Coding region: 1-645 (214 amino acids)
Molecular function (GO): calcium ion binding
Source: RefSeq, a predicted model, not a curated record